AUGGUGGAGUUUGCGCCCUUGCACGUGUCAUGGGAGCGCAGGCUGCAGACCCUCUCUGUCCUGCAGUGGGUCUUCUGCUUCUUGGCCUUGGCUCAGAUCUGCACUGUGGUCUUCAUAGGCCUCCUGUUCACCAGAUUCUGGUUAUUCAGUGUCCUGUAUGCAACCUGGUGGUACCUGGACCGAGAGAAGCCAUGGAAGGGUGGCAGGCGGGUCUGGGCCAUAAGACACUCUGUCGUAUGGAAGUACAUGAAGGACUAUUUCCCUGUCUCGCUGGUCAAGACUGCUGAGCUGGACCCCUCCCGGAACUACCUUGCUGCCAUCCAUCCCCACGGGGUCCUGGCCGCUGGAAUCUUUGUCAACAUGUGCACUGAGGGCACAGGCUUCUCUGAGCUUUUCCCUGGCAUCCGCCCCCACCUGAUGAUGCUGACCCUGUGGUUCCGGUUCCCCUUCUUCAGGGAUUACAUCAUGUCUGGGGGGCUGGUCACAUCAGACAAGGAGAGCGCUGCUCACAUUCUGAACAGGAAGGAUGGCGGCAACCUGUUGGGCAUCAUUGUUGGGGGUGCCCAGGAGGCACUGAACGCCAGGCCGGGGGCCUACAAGAUGUUGCUGCGGAACCGCAAGGGCUUCAUCAGGCUUGCGCUGAUGCACGGGGUGCCUCUGGUGCCAGUCUUCUCCUUUGGGGAGAAUGACCUAUUUGACCAAGUUGAGAACUCUCCUGGUUCCUGGUUGCGCUGGAUCCAGAACCGGCUGCAGAAGAUCAUGGGUGUGUCCCUCCCGCUCUUCCACGGUCGUGGCAUUUUCCAGUACAGCUUUGGUCUUUUACCCUACCGCCGUCCCAUCACCACUGUGGUGGGGAAGCCCAUCGAGGUGCAGCAGAGAUCGCAACCCUCGCAAGAGGAGGUGGAUAAGCUCCACCAGCACUACAUCGAUGAGCUGUGCAACCUCUUUGAAGCCCACAAGCUCAAGUACAACGUCCCCGAGGACCAACACUUGGAGUUCUGCUGA
Miniopterus natalensis is the source of this 1005-nucleotide messenger RNA. RefSeq names its product monoacylglycerol O-acyltransferase 2 (gene MOGAT2). Gene Ontology annotation, cellular component: endoplasmic reticulum membrane. Gene Ontology annotation, biological process: triglyceride biosynthetic process; diacylglycerol biosynthetic process. Lineage: Eukaryota; Metazoa; Chordata; Mammalia; Chiroptera; Miniopteridae. The record is from RefSeq and is a predicted model, not a curated record. Gene Ontology annotation, molecular function: 2-acylglycerol O-acyltransferase activity; diacylglycerol O-acyltransferase activity.